This is a messenger RNA of Glycine soja, 946 nucleotides long. Its product is annotated as rRNA-processing protein FCF1 homolog. Gene Ontology annotation, cellular component: small-subunit processome; nucleolus. The transcript has 7 exons. The record is from RefSeq and is a predicted model, not a curated record. The coding region runs from base 104 to 559 and encodes 151 amino acids. NCBI's taxonomy places the organism in Eukaryota, Viridiplantae, Streptophyta, Magnoliopsida, Fabales, Fabaceae.
CUGUCGGAUUCUGAUGUCUCUCGGUUCAGACUCAAGUAUAGGGUUUUAGAAAAACUCAGGGACACCGGCUUUUGCAUUAGCUAGUUCUUUUUCUCCACCAACAAUGGGUAAAGCUAAAAAAGGACCCAAAUUUGCGGUUAUGAAGAAAGUUGUCACUUCCAAAGCAAUCAAAAAGUCAGUUUUUUCUUCCUUAUAUAUAUCCCUUUGUUCUAAAGGAAAAGUUAUCCAGAAACAUUCCAAGUCAUUCCUCGGCCCUUUUUUUCAAUACAAUACUGCAUUGGGACCCCCUUACCGUAUUUUAGUGGAUACCAACUUCAUCAAUUUUUCCAUCCAGAAUAAAGUGAGUUCUGCUGCUUAUUUCAUUGUCCUUUUCUUUGUCCAAUUAAUUUACAAAAACAUUUUGUUGCAGCAUAAGUGCUACAUUGUUGCAACAUGUGAUCGGGACUUGAAGAGGAGGAUCCGGAAGAUUCCUGGUGUGCCAAUUAUGUACAUCACCAAACACAAGUACUCAAUUGAGCGAUUGCCUGAAGCAACAAUUGGUGGAGCACCAAGAAUUUGAUGCAGUAGUAAAACUGGUAAAGCUGCAUACACCAAUAAUCUUAAUACUGAUUGCUAGGUUGAGGAGCAUGAAAUCCUGUCACCAUUCCAUGCGUGUUUGGUCCUUUUGCUGGCCGUGGAUUGAAUUCUGAUGGAAGCUUUUCUCUGAACAAGAAGCAACUCUUCAAUUUUGAUACAUGAAACUUACCUACUUUAGCUUGGGAGAUUUGGAUUCCGUCAAAUUUUGUUUUCCUCGUGUUGCGUUACUAAUGUAUCAUUGUGAACCUUGGAGUUCCUAAACUGUGAUGGUAUAUUUUAAUAUUUCUAGCCACAUAAAUUAGUUGAAGUGAUAUAUCCACAUAUCUAUAUAUAUUGAAAGAGAAAAAAAGUCUAUUUUCCUUGAAACUAA